Messenger RNA from Girardinichthys multiradiatus, 6772 nucleotides. It is a transcript of the gene larp1, whose product is annotated as La ribonucleoprotein 1, translational regulator. Gene Ontology annotation, biological process: positive regulation of translation; mRNA stabilization. Gene Ontology annotation, molecular function: RNA cap binding. Lineage: Eukaryota; Metazoa; Chordata; Actinopteri; Cyprinodontiformes; Goodeidae. Bases 254 to 3562 code for a protein of 1102 amino acids. Gene Ontology annotation, cellular component: cytoplasmic stress granule; cytosol. The transcript is spliced from 21 exons. The record is from RefSeq and is a predicted model, not a curated record.
UGAUAAGGUUGUAAUCCUGAGAGGCCGUUGGACACGUUUUUUUGGCGUUUUUCCCGUGGUUUUUUCUCGGUGCUGACCGCUCCGCAUCCCGGGCCGAAGCUCUUUGGGUCUCGGAGCGACAGAGGAGCGGCAGGCCCCGUGGAGCAACUUCACACUUCCCUGAAAUUGAAGGCGGAUUCGGACUAGUAAGAGAGGGGCAAGGAAGGGAUUGUUAAAUCCUAGGAAGGGGGGAAAGAAAGACGGUGGUGGGGAAAUGGCCACUCAGGUGGAGGCUCUCCUGCUCGGCAACCCGCUUGCUAAGGCGGAGGAGCACGAUAAAAUCAUCUGCGGCGAGCCGGUCGGAGAGGAGGAGGAGGAGGAGGAGCAGCAGCAGCAGCGGGCCAAGCGGCAGCGAGGUGUCGCCGACAGCAGCGCCGGACUGGGAGGGACCACCGGCGUCGAGGAGCAGACACAGGCAGCAGAGCUCCAGCAGGACGAGGACGGCUGUGACAACGGAGACAAGCCGAGCGAGGAGGGAGUUAAAGGCAGCGGGGGCAAGAAGGAGUUUACUGAAGCUCCCCCGCCCAAGGUGAACCCGUGGACCAGGAAAAUGAACGCGGUGACCGUGGUCAGCGUGAAUGGAGAGGCGCACACUGAGCCGAGCGGUCCUGCCAAAGUGGUCAGAGCCGGGAUUCCACCCAAAGCUAGACGUGGAGGGAAGGUUGGAGAUUUCGGCGACACCAACAGCUGGCCGACUCCAGGAGAGAUUGCAACUAAAGACAUGCAGAUGGAGGUAGUGGGACAGACUGUGUCCUGCCCGCCGCCUCUCAGGCAGGUCAGAGACUCGUGGAGAAUCACUGGUCCCAAAAGGUCAACCGCUAAGAAGGAGUCAAAGGAGAAGAGGGAGAGCAACGAGGAGAGCAAGGAGAACCUGAAAGCCAAGUCGGAUGACUCGGGAGAGGAGAAGAACGGAGACGACGACUCGCAGAAAAACGGCCCGAAGAAAAAAGGAAACAAGCAGAAGUGGGUUCCCCUGAUGAUCGACGUGAAGUCCGAGGGUCCCAGGGAGCGCUCAGCCUCCAGGAACAACAGCAGACAGAACGAACACCCGCGCCUGCCUCCCAACGCCAGGAACGACCUCAGAGACUGGCACAGUCAGAAGUACGAGCGGGAGUGGCGCGACGACCAUGACGAGGUGUCCAGCGUAAAGAGCGAGGGGGCGCCAUUCCGCGGAGGGUUCAGAGGUCGGGGACGUGGAAGAGGAAGGGGCCGAGGACGAGGCCGAGGAGGUGGCAGAGGUCACUACGACUACCACUACGGCUACAAGUCGUACGACACGAAAGACGGACCUUACGGCCAGAAGUUCAGCAACUCUGCCACCUACUACUACGACAACAUGAGCAGCAGCGAGCUCUACGCUGUGGACCAGGACCUGCUGAAGGACUACAUCAAGAGGCAGAUUGAGUACUACUUCAGCCUGGACAACCUGGAGCGGGACUUUUUCCUCCGAAGGAAGAUGGAUCAGGAAGGCUUCCUGCCGAUCGGACUCAUCGCCAGUUUCCACAGAGUUCAGGCCCUCACCACAGACGUCAACCUGAUUCUAGAGGCUUUAAAGGACAGUAAAGAAGUGGAGGUGAUUGACAUGAAGAUCCGUCGGAAGGAGGAUCCUGAGAAAUGGCCUCUUCCUGGCCUGAUGAUGCCGAACCACGUGCACACAGACUUUUCGCAACUUAUCAACUGUCCCGAGUUUGUUCCCAGGCAGAUGACUGAGGGGCUGAGAGGAUCCUCCAGAUCCUCCACACCAGUGCAGCAACACACCAAGACUGAAGCAGACACGUCCAACCUCAAGACGAUGCCAAAGGGCCUCUCCGCCAGUCUGCCCGACCUGGACUCUGAGUCCUGGAUCGAGGUGAAGAAGAGGCCCAGACCCUCGCCCGCCAGACCCAAGGCACCUCCGUUGCAGCAACAGAAGGAGAAAGACGAUUCUCUCCGAUCUCCGGUCCCCCAGUCAGGCUCCUCGCCCGCCCCUGUUACCUCAGGAAAUAAGGAUGGAGCAGAGCAGGACGAACCGGAGGAGCUGGACUUCAUGUUCGAUGAGGAGAUGGAGCAAAUCGACGGACGUCGCAACACCUUCACCGACUGGUCGGACGAGGACUCCGACUGCGAGCUCGACGACCACGACGUCAACAAGAUCCUGAUUGUGACGCAGACGCCGCCAUACCUGCGGAAACACCCCGGAGGCGACCGCACGGGCCACCACACCUCACGGGCCAAGCUGACCAGCGAGCUGGCUAAGGUCAUCAAUGACGGGCUCUUCUACUACGAGCAGGACCUGUGGGACGACAAGUAUGAGCCGGAGUACGCCACCAUCAAGCAAGAGGUGGAGAACUUCAAGAAGGUCCACCUGAUCAGCCGCGAACAGUUCGACUGCCUGACGCCUGAACCCCCCGUUGACCCCAAUCAGGAAGUCCCCCCGGGUCCCCCACGGCCUCAGCAAAUCCCCACAGACGCUUUAGCAAACAAGCUCUUCGGUGCCCCUGAACCGUCCUCGACGGCCCGAUCGCUCCCCACCACCGUGCCCGAGUCUCCCAACUACCGCAGUGCCCGGACGCCGCGCACACCGCGCACGCCUCACCGGAAGGACCCGACCAUGACCCCGCGCUUCUACCCGGUGGUGAAGGAGAGUCGACCCGUCGAUGCAAAGACACCGAGGAAGAGGAAGACUCGGCACAGCUCCAAUCCUCCUUUGGAGUGUCACGUAGGCUGGGUGAUGGACUCCCGAGAGCACCGCUCCCGCACCGCCUCCGUCAGCUCCAAUGCCAGCCCGUCUGAGGGUACCCCCGCCCUGAGCAACAUCGGCUGCACGCCUCAGUCCCUCCCCAAGUUCCAGCACCCGUCUCACGAGCUGCUAAAGGAGAACGGCUUCACGCAACACGUUUACCACAAGUACCGCCGGCGCUGCCUAAACGAGAGGAAGCGGCUCGGAAUCGGCCAAUCACAGGAGAUGAACACACUCUUCCGGUUCUGGUCGUUUUUCUUGCGGGAUCACUUCAACAGAAAGAUGUACGAGGAGUUCAGACAGCUGGUGGUGGAGGACGGCAAGGAGGGCUACAGGUACGGUUUGGAGUGCUUGUUCAGGUACUACAGCUACGGCCUGGAGAGGAAGUUCCGACCGGACAUCUUUAGGGACUUCCAGGAGGAAACCAUGAAAGAUUACGAAGCUGGUCAGCUUUAUGGACUGGAGAAGUUCUGGGCCUUCCUCAAAUACUCCAAAGCUAAGAACUUGGAGAUCGACCCCAAGCUGCAGGAAUGCCUGAGCAAGUUCAAACGUCUGGAGGACUUCAGAAUCGAUCCACCGAUGGAGGAAGGCGGACGUAGGAGACGCCCAUCCAGCGGCGAUGGCCGGCGCCGGCAUCCCUCUCAGUCCUCCGGCCGACCCCAUAGCCAGACGAGCGGUGCCGGCCCCGCCGCCGCUGCUGCUACAGGCUCCUCAGCCAAGGAUUUUGCCAAACUCACCAACCAGAACCAGAAACCCCCCUCUUCUUCUGCAGAACCUGCACCAGACGCCAAAACACUCAAGUAGCUCCACAGCUGGGAAGACCAACCAUCUGCACGGAUCGACCCGACCACGUCUGCAUGUCGCCGGUUCUCUCUGUGCCACCGGAGGGGGAGGGGCUCUUUAUUUGUUCAUUUGAUCAAAUUAAAAAAAACUACUCAUCAAUAUUCUUUUAUUGAUUACUUUACAGUUUUUAGAAGUUUUAAUUUCACUAAAGACUAAAUGUUUUAUCGGACCGUCUGGUUCAGAUUGAUUUUUUUUCUCCCUGCCCGCUCUGUCUCUGAGAGCCUGCUGACUGGAAGGUUUUUCCUCCUCCUCCUCCUGCCUGCCUGCCCCACAUCCAUCCGGACCAAAGGGGUUCGGACCGAGCGGCAAGCCUUUUCUCUCCGUUACGGGGCUCAACAUGACAUACUUUAUUGCUGGACUAUGAGGGGAAAACUAUUAAAGAGCCAAAUGAUAAAAGAAGAGACUUGUUUCACCCUUCGUUAUGGACAAGAUUGUUAAAGGUUGCCUUAUUUUGAUGGUCUUGCUGCUUCCCACUUGUGCCCGCCUCUGUGUUGUUACAUUUCUUUCAUGGCUGUUUUCAGCAGAGGCCACCAGGUGGGGCUGUAGCUGCCAGGUUUCCCCUCAGCUCCCACUCGUCUCUGUUGGUGAACCGUCUUCCUUUCGUGUCAUUGGAUCUGUUACAAGCUUUGAGAUUCCUGAUGGAAGCUGGUCGCCCUUCCCUCUGAAGACACACGAAAACAAACUGAAGAUGACCUUCAAGGUGCGCUCCUCCUUCCACCUCUCCGUCAUCCAUCCAUCCAUCCAUCCAGCCAGCCGUCAGCAACGCUAAACCACAGGAAUCUGGAUUCCUUGAAGACGCAGAGGUGGAACCUCUCUGCCUCCCAUUUGGUUUUUACACAUCCGUCGCAGGCAUGAACACUAACGAGUGCGAUCAGGACACAAACUGGAGCCACACGGGUGGCGGGAACCGUAUCCGGACCGGAUCGGACCUGAUGAUAUCAAAGAGGAGGAGUUAAUUCAACACUUGUGUAAAUGUGAACUGAACCGAUGAAGAGAAGCGAUCUCAGCUGCCGGCUUCGUUUUUAUUGUUUAUAGAGCAGAGAAUAUAUUUGCCUUACAUGUCUUUAACUUUUUCUUUAACUUUUAGUUCUUUUUACUUUCAACUUGCUGCGUUUCUGGCGCUCCUGGCAAACUGCUUGAACAGCUGUGGGUUUGAAUUGGAGAACUUUGAUCAUCACAUAAAAGGGAAAUUUGACUUUUGGUGAUCAAAUCUGAUUAUUUUUAGUUCAGACAAAGCGAUAUUUCCAACAAUAACAUGGCGAACUGAUUAUUAAAUCAUCAGCUGAGUGUUUUCUUAUGUUUGUUCAUGAAAUUCCUACAUUUUUUGGAUUUGAAUUAAACGAAACAUUUUCAGUGAAAAGUUUGAGUUCACCUGGAGAUAAAAAAUAAAAUGAUAAACGGUACAUCUUAAUAAAUUAGAAAAUCACUGAAAAUCUCAUUAUUUUAGUCAUUUGUUUCAGAAAGUGAAACUCGUAUGUUACACAGAUUCAUUACACACAGGCACACAUUUCUGUUUUGGUUUGAUUAUGGCUUUAAAAGAAGGAUUUUUAAUACAGAAAUGUGGGCCAAGUUGUCCAUAUGCUGUAUAGAAUAUGCACUCGGUACCCAGUUGGGCCUCCUUUUGUUUAAAUGACUGCAUCAGUGCAGCAUGGCACUGCUGAGGUGUUCAGAAAGCCCGGUUUGGUUUAAUUGGGAGCCUUCAGCUCGUCUGCAGUGUCAGGUCUGGUCUCAUCUUUGAAGAGCAUCUCCAUAAAGCUUGCCGACAGAGGGAGAUAUAUUGCUAGAUGGUUGACCUGACUUUAGACUAGAUAAAACACAGUGGACCAAAACCGGCAGAUGGCAUGUUUUUCAAGAGCUUUAACGUUGAACCUCAAGCAGUGUCCCUCUCCAGAGUCUGGGACCUUGAUUUGGAAAAUUUACUAUCACCCAAAAAGAGGAUUCUGCAAAAUCCUCUGAAAAUAUCCCUGUUGCUUGUUCACUUUGUUUCUACUGCACUUUUUCCUUCCACACAACUUUCCAUUAAUAUGCUUGGAGACCUGCCAAAAGCUGACUCUUCAGUGAUUCUCCCUGUCUCACCCUCCUUGUGGAAGGGGGUCAGUGAGCUUAUGUUGGAGAGCUGUCAAGCCAGCAGUCUUCUCCAUCAUCAUCAUGUAGGUCAUUACGUAAUAUUAUUGUUCUUAAAAGUCAUAUUUAUUGGUCUUAUGCAACGUUUCUUGAUUUAAAUUUGUCAAGAAACUGACCUUUUAGGUUGUCAUUAGCUGUAGGGCAUAUUUAUGUUAAUAAGAGAAAUAAACACUGUAUUUAAUGAAUCUUUAAAAACACGAGUUUCACAUUCUGAGUUGAAUCGCUCAAACAAAUCAACUUUUUGGUGAUAUCCUACCUUGUUGAGCAACGCCUGUAUUGCUGACGUCUUCUCGCGUGUUUAGCUGAAUCUGUGCCUGUUUUCCUUCACCUUUCUGCUGUCGUUGUGAUGGAGGCCGUCUGUUCUCAAGGUGCAUGUCGCGUUCGUCCUCGUCAGUGUUUUUGUUUUCUCGUCUUGUUGGGCGUAAAAAUGCAAAGUUGUAGCUGAGGACUGAACCGGUUCCGGUCUUUCAGAGCCGAUGGACAGAAACAGAAGAAAAACCCAUCGUCUCACAUGACCCUCCCGCUAAUGUGACCAUCUCCUGCUUGCAGACAUUCAACGGGAAUAAUCACGUUUCUUGUGGGAGUCAACAGCCUUCUCGAUCAGCGUUGAACUGCUAGCUGCCCGUAUAAACACUAGGGGGCGCUGCCUGCUCAGUUCGGCUGAGGACGGAAAGAUCGAAGAUCCUGACUGGAGAUUGGGUGGAAUAUGGCUGCUUAUGAGACUGAACAUAAAAGGACAAAGUUUCCAUAAAGCCAUAUGAAUAAGAACUAACUGAACCAUUCAAAUAGUUCAUUUCCUUAUCCUAGGCUUGUCAUGAGGAAAAAAAAAGAUUAAAACGAGGAUAAAAAGGAACAAAAAAAAUAUAUAAAGUGGAAAAAUGUAAAAUACUUGAAUGAGAUCUUGUAUUAUAACAUUUAAUAUUCAUAAUAUCUGCUUUGUAGGCUGACGUGAUUCGCUAUUAGUGUUAUUUGUAAUUUCUAGUAAUUAUGCUUUUCCUUUAAUAAAGAAAAAAAACAGAAAAUGGACAAAAAAACCUUAAAAGAGCA